AGCCAUCUCUUCCUUCUCUCUCUCUCUCUCUCUCUCUCUCUCUCUCUCUCCCCCGUCUUCCUCUCCGCCUGUCUCCUCUUCUUGUCGCUUCUUUGAUAAACAGUGUCCAAAAACAGAAACAGGAAACUUCAUGCUCAAUCAAACACUUCUUUUACUUCCCUUUUACAUACACACACAGUGCCAAUUUUUUUUACUAAUAAAAAGUGUCCAAACCAGUUUACGCGUAUUUCGAACUAAUCGUGGUAACCAUAAAACUACCGUCAACUAGCAGACCCCAAUCGGAGCCGGAGCAACUCUCCCUCCUUUUCAACUGACUACCAAUUGAACAUAAACACGUAUUUGCAGCAAUGUCACAUUCCGGGAAGCAAUCACACGAAAUGGGUCUCCAGUCUGGUAAAUACGUAUCUCCACAUGUGAAAAAGUGCAAUGGUGAUUUGAAACCUGGUGAUCGGAGAUCAAUGUCUAGUGGACCCCCACUGAUCUACUCCGGCCAGUACAACACUAGCAGUAGCAGCAGCAGCAGCAGUGGAGGCAGUAGCGGUGGUGCUGGUGGAGCAACUUGCUUAACUUCUUCAGUCUCAUCCCCAAACGCCACCUUGUACCCAACUGGCAACAUCUGCCCCUCAGGAAAAAUACUCAAAUCCAACAUGGGUGCCCGCACCAAAACCCGACCCGACAAACUGGGUUCGGGCUUGGCCAACUACGGUCACGGAAGCAUAGUCAGGAAUACCCAUUUGGCCAGAGAAUUGGGUUUGGAUUGGGAGGAGUUGAAAAGGGCAGGGAAUGAGUUGUACAGGAAAGGGAAUUUUGUGGAGGCAUUGUUGUUGUAUGAUAGGGCUAUAGCGAUUUCGCCGGAGAAUGCGGCGUGCAGGAGUAAUAGGGCGGCGGCGCUGACGAUGGUGGGGAGGUUGGGGGAGGCGGUGGCAGAGUGCGAGGAGGCUGUGAGGUUGGAUCCUGCGUAUGGCAGGGCUCAUCAGAGAUUAGCCUCUCUUUAUCUCAGGUUAGGACAGGUUGAAAAUGCCCGUCAUCAUCUUUUUUCUCACACGCAACAGCCCGACAAAGCUGAGUUACAGAAACUUCAUUUACUGGAAAAGCAUCUUAACCGAUGUGCAGAUGCUCGAAAAAAUGGUGAUUGGAAGAGUGCACUGAGAGAAUGUGAUGAAGCCAUGGUGGCUGGAGCAGACUCUUCUCCUCAGUUCACAGCAUGUAAAGCAGAAGCCUUUCUGAAGCUUCACAAACUUGAAAAUGCAGAUUCUAGCCUAUCAAGCAUUACAAAGCUAGAACCUUAUCCCACAUCCUGCUCCCAAACAAAGUUCUUCGGCAUGCUUUCUGAAGCUUAUGUGCUCUAUGUCCAAGCUCAUGUUGACAUGGCAUUUGGAAGAUGGUGGGUAUCUUGCAGGUUUGAGAAAGCAGUUGCAGCAGCAGAAAAGGCUUGUCUGAUUGAUUUUAGCAACAUUGAAAUCGCUAUGCUGCUAAACAACGUCAAAUUGGUAAUAAGAGCUCGAUCCCAGGGUAAAGAUCUUUUUGAUUCAGGGAGAUUUUCUGAUGCCUGCACAGCUUAUGGGGAAGGCCUCAAAUAUGACUUGUCCAACUCUGUGCUAUAUUGCAAUAGAGCAGUUUGUUGGUCUAAGCUUGAACUAUGGGAUGAAUCUGUUGAAGACUGUAACCGAGCCCUCAAGAUCCAACCAAACUACACCAAGGCCCUUCUUAGGAGGGCUGUCUCAAAUGCAAAGCUUGAACAUUGGGCAGAAGCCGUUAGAGAUUAUGAGAUCUUGGGGAGGAAACUUCCGGGGGAUAACGAGGUUGCUGAAUCUCUACUCCGAGCGCAAGUUGCAUUGAAGAGAUUGAGGCUGGAGGAAUUUCACAAUGCGAAUUGCACUGGUGAACUGGAGGAAGUUUCUAGUCUUCAUCGUUCUAAAGCUGCAAUGUCUUCUCCCGCAUUCAGUUCAUGCUUGGAUCACUGAUUUUUGCAGAGAUUUACCUAGGGUGGGUGUGGAGGAUAGCCCAGAACUAGCAAAAGCCGAAGGCAUAAGAUUCGUUCCAUUUUCCAAUUUUCAACGUUUACAAAAAUGGCGUCAAGGUGAGAAAGAUGAUCAGCCCUAGCCAUCAGGGUUUGGAGUCCUUUUUGAGGCAGCAGAGUUUGUAGAACAAAGCCCAAGGCCUGUUUAUUCGUGCGGCUCAAAUUUCCGACAUCAAUUUCUUGCUUGAACUUGCAUGAGGUGGAUCACAAUGUCUUAGUCUUCUAGACAAAGAAACAGCGAAGAGAAAUAGAUUUCCGUUCAUAUCUAAUUUGUAGGUGUAAUUCCUCAUUCUUGGUUAAUUACUUAACUGUCUGCAGAUUCGUUUGACAUUUAUUUUCGAACCCAUUGAUAUUUAAUGGCCUCAUUCAGUAUAUGGAUUUAUGUAACUAUGCCAUGGUUAGGAAGAAAGCACAGGUUGGUUGUCUGGUGGUGGUAGUCCUCCAAUAUUUCCGGUAGGUGAAACUGUUGAUUGUGUUAAAAACAUUGUUUUUUCUCCACAAUGUUAUCCAUUGCUCUUUGAACUUGUA
Molecule: messenger RNA, 2548 nt
Organism: Rhododendron vialii
Lineage: Eukaryota; Viridiplantae; Streptophyta; Magnoliopsida; Ericales; Ericaceae
Product: inactive TPR repeat-containing thioredoxin TTL3-like
Exons: 7
Coding region: 348-1964 (538 amino acids)
Cellular component (GO): cytoplasm
Molecular function (GO): protein binding
Source: RefSeq, a predicted model, not a curated record